AUGGCAGCCGCAGUUCUGGAUACCGAAUCCUUUGGUGGCCAUGAAUGCCUGGAAGAAGACGAGGAGGAACUGGAGACCAGCCUGGAGGACCCCGAGAGCGAGCCAGUGGGGAAGUUCAUUCCAGGCGGGCGUGGCUGCUGCAUCCUGACCCGCCGCGGGGUCACUUUUCGGCCGGGAGAAGGCGUGCUCUCGAUUUACUAUCUGGGGAAGAAAUUCUUGGGCGACCUGCUGACAGACGGGAAGAUUGUUUGGCAGGAGACGGGCCAGGUGUUCAAUUCGCCAAGCGCCUGGGCAACGUAUUGCAAGAAGUUGGUCAACCCGGCCAAGAAAUCUGGGUGCGGCUGGGCGUCUGUCAAGUACAAAGGCCAGAAGCUGGACCAAUACAAAGCCGUCUGGUUAAAGAAGUACCAGCCCAACACCCCCCCUGCAGAUGAGGGCUUGGUGAGUGAAGGAGAGGAGGAAGAACUUGCUGAUGAUGAGGAAGAAGAAACCAAAGGGGUUAAAUCCUCCCUCUCGGAGUCCAUGCUGGCUCGGAAGCUGGAGGAAAAAGCCCGGAAACAUCCCAACAGAAGUCUGGCAGAAUCGCUUGGCACGGAUAAUGGCAAGCGGCCAGAGAGCAAGAAUUGUGUUCCUGUACGCUACUGCAGCCUGGGGAGUCGGGAUUUGGCCAGGAAUCCCCACACCCUGGUAGAGGUGACGUCCUUCGCAGCGCUGAACAAAUUCCAACCCUUCAACGUUGCCAUUUCCAGCAACGUUCUUCUACUCUUGGAAGAUUGGCCAGGGAAAGUUUGGGCUGAUGCCAACCUUGUCCUCAUUCCAUUUAUAGUACUGACAGUGCUCAGGGCCUUCCCUUGCCGGUCACGCCUCGGAGAUGCAGAGACGGCGGCUGCUGUGGAGGAGGAGAAGAGGCCAGCCUGGUUUCUUGCCUGCUGGGAUGGAUUUCGAGGUCCUUACUACCCUGGCAACCAAGGCAUGGAGUCGAAGAUCUCGCCCUUCUGGGUCAUGCCUCCUCCAGAGCAAAGACCUUACGAUUACGGGAUCCCCAUGGAGGUGGAAGUCACUUACAUCCAGGAUGGCUUCCUGACCAACGAUGUUCUUCAUGAGAUG
This is a messenger RNA of Gekko japonicus, 1107 nucleotides long. It is a transcript of the gene MPND, whose product is annotated as MPN domain containing. The record is from RefSeq and is a predicted model, not a curated record. The annotation marks the transcript as partial. The transcript has 11 exons. Lineage: Eukaryota; Metazoa; Chordata; Lepidosauria; Squamata; Gekkonidae.